Molecule: messenger RNA, 1771 nt
Organism: Melanotaenia boesemani (Boeseman's rainbowfish)
Lineage: Eukaryota; Metazoa; Chordata; Actinopteri; Atheriniformes; Melanotaeniidae
Gene: myl1
Product: myosin, light chain 1, alkali; skeletal, fast
Exons: 6
Coding region: 109-690 (193 amino acids)
Cellular component (GO): myosin II complex; contractile muscle fiber
Molecular function (GO): calcium ion binding
Source: RefSeq, a predicted model, not a curated record
UGAUUUCUUGCUUCGAGACCCCUCCAUUCUGUGCUACACUCCUUGUGUGUCACCCAAACCGGGAAUUGUCUGUGCUUCUGGGCCAAAGUAGUUUUACUAUCAGUUGAAAUGGCACCCAAGAAGGACGCUAAGGCCCCCGCCAAGAAGGCUGAACCUGCACCAGCACCAGCACCAGCACCGGCACCCGAGCCAGCUCCUGCUCCAGCAGCUCCAGCUGUCGACCUGUCCGCCGUCAAGAUAGAGUUCAGCGCAGACCAGGUUGACGACUACAGGGAGGCUUUUGGUCUGUUCGACAGGGUGGGUGACAACAAGGUGGCUUACAACCAGAUCGCUGACAUCAUGCGCGCUCUGGGACAGAACCCCACCAACAAGGAGGUGACCAAGCUGCUGGGAAACCCCUCCGCUGACGACAUGGCCAACAAGAGAGUAGAGUUCGAGGCCUUCCUGCCCAUGCUCCAGACCAUCAUCAACAGCCCGAACAAGGCAGGAUUUGAAGACUAUGUUGAGGGUCUGCGUGUCUUCGACAAGGAGGGCAAUGGCACAGUGAUGGGUGCUGAGCUCCGUAUUGUCCUGUCAACACUGGGAGAGAAGAUGAAUGAAGCUGAGAUUGAUGCUCUCAUGGCAGGGCAGGAGGAUGAGAACGGCUGUGUCAACUAUGAGGCCUUUGUCAAGCACAUCAUGUCUGUGUAAGGACCCUGCCACUGCGGUGGUGAACAUCGAAUAAGUGCAGACCCCAUGGUGUCGAGACAUCCACUCACUGUUUCCUGCACCAUCUGUGGAAGCAGGGGGAACAAAGGACUAUGAGAUGUCAUUUCCUGAAUCCUUCUUUUGUUUUAUCCUACACUUUUUUUUCCUCUCUUUUGUCCAAGUGGUGCUUUUAUUCCUCCCCCCCUUUCUCUUUUCCUCCUCCUGCUUUUCGGGAAGCUGUUACGAUUUCCCAUGAGGUGCUCCUUUCCUCAUUUUCAUCAAAGUCCCCACCCCCCAGUCUCAUUGGGUUUUUUACUGUCACAGAGGAACAGUGAUGGAGGGGGGAGGUGGAUUAAUGAUGACCGUCCCCUCCCACUUACUGUUUGGCUGGCUAAGUGACUGGUUUGGCUUGGACAGGCCAUCAAAAUGAAUCCACCACUAACCCCACCCAUCCCUGAGUCUUAACUUAUUGUAUCCUCUGCCAUCUCACAAUAAACUUUUCACACUCCCAUUUUAUUCCCCAGUUUUUGACUCUGUUUUAUACAACCAUGUGUGCAAUUCAUUUACUCAGACUUAUGUUUAAAGGACAGCUUGUCAUUUUGGAAAAUGCACAGGGAUUGACCUGAGUCUAACAUCUGUAUGUCAAAUAUGAAGCUAGAACUAGAUGUUAAUUAGUUUAACCAAAAACAUAACUUGUAUUGUCACAUUGUUUUUGUUAAGGUUAAACAAAAAAGAUCCAACUUGAGUUUUUGAACUGCUUGAGAGCAGAUUGUUUUUCUUUUAACAGAAUUAUGUUUUGUAAUCUUUAUGAUGAGCUAAUCUAACAAAUUACUGAGUUGAGCUGCAUAUUUGUACACACAAGUAUACUUAUACUUGUAUAUCUGCACAAGAGGAACAUUGCAAUUUCCCUCUGGGAUAAAUUGAGUAUUUUUAAUUUAAUUUUCAUAUUAUUUAAUAUUUACAGUUUAGCUAAUCUUUAAAUAUAUGAGCAUAAAUAUGUGUAUUUUCAUUUAAUUUAAUGUCAAUCUGUUUCCUUGUCUGAUUAUCUGAAAACAAGACAAAAAGAAGUCAAGUCAUACAUUUU